Folsomia candida is the source of this 6832-nucleotide messenger RNA. Its product is annotated as Down syndrome cell adhesion molecule-like protein Dscam2. The transcript has 37 exons. Lineage: Eukaryota; Metazoa; Arthropoda; Collembola; Entomobryomorpha; Isotomidae. The record is from RefSeq and is a predicted model, not a curated record. Bases 382 to 6612 code for a protein of 2076 amino acids. Gene Ontology annotation, cellular component: plasma membrane; axon. Gene Ontology annotation, biological process: axon guidance; cell-cell adhesion. Gene Ontology annotation, molecular function: protein binding.
CCCAGUUCAGACUGCCACCGGCGCUCGCUCAUCGUGGUCCACCUCUCAAUAUUUUCUCACCCGACGCCAACCUCGCGUGCAAGCUCAUUCCUCGACCUCAACCGCAAAGGAGUCACUCGCUGAAUUCCUGUCUACAAGUACUCGUGUAAUAAUAACAAAAAUCCACUUACUACACACUUCUAUCAUGUCUCUUCUACAUGUCAUUACCAAGCCAGAGUUCCCCGUAUUCGUAGUUGCUGCAAUAAACUUAACGUGCAGAUAUACUUAAGAAGACCGAAUAAUUUGUACUGACUUGCUGCUGAGUGAAUCUAUUGCAAACUGUGAUAUGGAACAGCCAAGAUACGACUAGAACUGAAUUUGUGGUUUGAUUUUGAAGAAAUAAUGAAGCCCCUUCAACAGCCCUGCUGGAUUUUCCGUAAACUCCACUCUCCAAUAUUCUUCAUCUUCCUCCUCCUACGACCACAAGAACUCGAGGCAACGCCAUCGUCCUCCUCCAGCCCAAUUAAUUUUGCCUCCUCAACAGGAAUAUUCUCAGAGCCGCAAUGGCACGCCCCACGGUUUACAGAGGAGCCAGGAGAUAGAAUUGACUUUCUAAACGAGCACGGUGCUGUAAUAGUAUGCCAAGCAGACGGAUAUCCAAUGCCGUCAGUGAUUUGGUUGGGUGGUGAUAAUAAACUAGUUUCGACCAUUUCUAAUUUUCGUACCGUGCUUUCCAACUCGACUUUGUUAAUACAUCCGUUCAAACCAGCUGCCUACAGGCAGGACGUCCAUUCUACAAUUUAUAUUUGCAAGGCGUCGAACACUGUGGGAACAAUUCGUUCACGAGACAUUCACGUGAGAGCUGUUAUAGCCCAACAAUGGUCAGUGAAAAUAGUUGCCAGCCCAGCUCAUCUUUCUCCCAGGGCUGGACCCAUUCUCCUCAAAUGCGAAGUGGAUUUGAUGGGCGGAGGACGCGAGUUUGUUCAGGUGACUGGGUGGAAAAGAGACCAGAAAUUUAUCACGCAGGGAUCUCAGAGAUUAUAUGACGGUGGUGAUGAAGAUGAGUCGAGUCACUGGCAUGUUCUGCCGAAUGGAGAUUUGGUUAUCGAUUCUCUCCUUGAAGAGGACUUUGAGGCCAAAGUGGUGUGUCAAACACGUCAUAAAAUAACGAGACAACAAAUUGCUAGUCCUCCCUUCAUCAUCACGUUUUCAGAAAUGCCCAACCAUGCACGCAGUGAUCUCAAUAUAGUUGAAAGCUUUCCAGUACCCAUUGUCAUCCGUGAAGGAGAACCAAUUGUUCUCAAUUGUUAUUCGUCGUCACCUAGCUUCAACUCGAAUGCCAACAUCAGAUGGGAGAAAUUGUCAGGAAAUUCGUGGGUGGAGAUUUCAGUGGGAGGAGGAGGAGGAGGGACGUUCCACCAACAUCAACUUCGACAGAUAGGAAACUCGUUAGUGAGCGAGAAGAGCGCAAGAAAGUCGGUGGCCGGGAACUAUCGGUGCUUUCGCAGAGGGGACAGUCCGAACAGCAAGGAGAGCGUGGGGGAGUUUGAGGUUCGAGUGAGUGAGCCAUUGUCCGUCAGCGUGACCAUUAAUCAAGCAAAGUCACCUCUGGAAUCCACCACAGAGCUCACUUGCACCGUUUCGUCUUCAUCACACGACUCGCCCUCGGUUAUUUGGCUUAAGGAUGGCAAUUUGAUCACUUCUGGUGGGAGGAUCCGGUUCUUUGCAACUAAUGUACUUCAGAUCAAUCAAAUCCAACAAGAUGAUCGUGGAAUGUGGCAAUGUCUCGUAAGAGCGAGGGCAGAAAUGGAGUCAGUUCAAGAUUCCGUGCGAUUGGAGAUUGCAGACGCUCCACCACGACUGAUUUAUGGCUUCAACGACCAGACCCUUAUGCCUGGCCCUAUGGUGUCCUUGAAGUGUGUUUUCUUUGGUUGGCCGCCUCCCACUAUGGUCAAGUGGACUAUCGAUGGCUGGCCUGUUUCCUCCGACGACUCCAGGAUAUUGAUCGGCAACGUUACAUCGCACGGACAUUUGAUCACUUAUCUCAACAUUAGCGAAACUCGAGUUGAGGAUGGAGGAAAUUACCAAUGCAGUGCACAAAAUCGAGCUUCUGGAGUCAUUUCCCAUUCUUCAAGAUUAAACAUUUAUGGUCCUCUUUGGAUUAGAGUGGUCUCUCCUGUCGUCGCAAUCAGUGGAGAGUUUUUCGUCCUCAGUUGCCCUAUUUCUGGAUGGCCGAGGGGAUUCUCGAGCAUCGUGUGGGAGAAAGAUGGGCAGAAGCUGCCGUCAAAUCCACGCCAUCGGGUCGGAACGAAUGGCAGCCUCACAAUUACCCUGGUUGAUAAGUCCGAUUCAGGAGGCUAUCACUGCUCCAUACUGGAUUCUCAGGGACGAACAAUUCGACGAGAGAUUCGGGUCAAUGUGGUGGCUCCACUGAGAAUUGCACCCUUUCCGGAAAACGGCAAAGUAGUGGAGGGUGAGAGGUUGAACCUGGUUUGUGGUCUAAGUUCGGGGGAUGCUCCAGUUGAAAUCCAAUGGACGAUGGUGCCCACACAGUCCCAUCGCCACUCUGCUGGGCACCGAUUCUCAUCCUCCCUUCUCAAGCACACAUCCGAGUUCCCAGAUCAAGAGGAGAGAAAGUUGAGACCGAGCUCCCAGCUUUCACCCGCCGAGGAACCAGCCUUGUUUUCCGUGCUAAAUACGGAUCCAUUCACAAGUCUUUUGAGUAUUCCUAGAGUUAUGGACCGUCAUGCUGGAUUGUACGUUUGCAAUGUUUCCUCGGCUGCGGCGGGGACCACUUUGCGCAGCCAUGACCUUACAGUUCUUGUUGCACCCAGAUGGGUGAAAGAGCCGGCGGAUAUUAACGUUACCAGAGGAGAUGGAGGACAAUUAGCCUGUUCUGGGUUUUCGAUACCGAAACCAAAAAUUACCUGGCUUAAAUCUACAGGUGACGACAAAGACUUGAAUUGGAGGUCUGUGGAGACAAUUUGGCCAUCCGCCGCAGCAAAAGCAAUAUCUCUUGAGAAUGGAUCAUUGAUUUUCUAUGCUGUGGAGGAAGUUCAUGAAGGACAAUAUAUGUGCACCAUUUCCAACGGCAUUGGAUCUGGAUUAUCCAAAAUCAUACAGCUCCAUGUUCAUGUUCCGCCGUACUUUGUGGGAGGUGAAAGUCAGUCCAUAAGUUUGACGCAGGGGAAGACUCAUGAGAUUACUUGCGAAGUGUGUUCGUCUUCUCCCAGCUAUGUCACUUGGUCCAAAGGAACCAAUGUAUUUUUCAACGUUCCGGCCAACAGGAUUCAUACGGUAGUUUUGAUGGAGGGACGGAGGACCAAAUCCACCUUGGUCAUGAAGGAUAUUCGCAGUGAUGACACAGGUCUGUACAAGUGCACAGCAUCGAACUCACUGGGAAAGGUUGCCCGAAGUUACAGAGUCAUGGUUGAAGAGCAACCAGGACCACCGCAGCGUCUGAGAUUGGCGGAAGAAAGUCAGAGAAAUGGUCCAGAAGCGACACGAGUAGUCCUAGAGUGGGAUUUACCAAGUGAAUACUCAUCAUCAAAGGAAAGUCGACUCUCUGGGGAAGAACCACCACGUCCAUUCCGAGGAAAAGAAGGCACAACAACCACCGUCGCCGUUCUCCCACCACCAAUUCUCAUCUAUGUUCUCGAAUUCUCACUGACGAGAGAAAAAGCGGCUGAAAAUACCCGAUUUUCUCGACACAUGGAAGUCCCGGGUGGUGGGAACACUCGGGCCACGGUGGACAAUCUGAGUCCUGCGGCCGAAUAUGCGUUCCGUGUCCAUGCAGUCAACAGAGCGGGUGCUGGACCAGCGUCGGACUAUUUCCUGGUUCGCACUGCAAAUAUUCCACCAACUGUCUCGCCCAGCAAUGUACACGGAAUAGCAGUGUCUUCAAGGUCUCUUCUAGUUUCAUGGAGUUUAAUUCCAGUUGACAUGACUUUCGGAAGAAUUGUGGCUUACCACGUCGUUCUUGGUUUAAAUGCGGAUUCGUCUCAUGGGAAUAGUGGAAACAGUGCAACAAUUUUAGUCCCGUCAGCCACAUCUUACAGAAAUUUCCACAAUAAUGCAACCGUCAACGAGCAAAAUUGUUGUGAGACUUUGAUUCAUGGGCUCCUUCCUUUUAGUCAUUAUGAGAUCAAAGUACGAGGUUUGAACAUUGCUGGUGCCGGACCGCUUUCUCCCCCUUUCUCUGUCAGAACCUCGGAAGAAGCACCACAACUGCCACCACGGAAUCCACAAUGUCUUGCGCUGACGUCCCAUAGUAUUCAACUAAGCUGGUUACACCCCGCACAAUCAAAUGGACCAAUUAAUUCUUACAAAGUCCUCUUCUAUCCAUUAGAGUUCAAUGCACAGAACAACAGAGGGUUUGGAGGGGAAAUGCAUAGGACAACGGGCUUAACUGCUGUCAUUGGAGGUUUGUCACCAAACACGAAUUAUAGCUUUCACAUAUCACCGAUAAACAUUGCCGGAGAAGGGUCGCAGUCGCUCAGUGUAUUUUGUAAAACUUCGGAAGAUGUGCCGUCUUCUCCAAGUAAUUUAAUAGGAUUUCCAAGCACAGAGACCUCCGUUUACUUGAGUUGGCUUCAAACAAAACCUACAUCGCACAGCACCAUUUACUUUCGAGUGAUCGACAAAAUGUCGGAUUCGUAUGUAAAGAGAACGGUUCCUGGAAAUGUUGACUACCACGAAGAAAACGACUUGGAUUUGUCCCGAUUUAAGUACGUCUUUUGGGUGACAUCGUCAUCUCAUAUGGGAGAAAGUCAACCAUCCAAACAGCUCAUUUUUAGUCCACCUCCACUUGUCGAAACACGGCUUGUGGGCCAGUCGAGAAGUAUUGAAAUCCGGGAAGGGAAUCCCUUGAUCCUUCCCUGUCGAAUCCUCGACCUUCCAAUGGGUCCCUCGUCUGAGCACUUUGUGAGCUGGUCGUUGGAUGGGAAACGCGUAGGAUUCGAUGGGAAUAAUGUUUAUAUAAAACCUGGACAAACCGAUUUAAUGUUCAUCAGCACGAGGAAGUCUGACCAAGGAAAUUAUACGUGCUCAUACACACAGAUGAAGAAUGGAAGUAAAAACGGGAAUAAAAAGUCCAAGACAUCCAAAAAAGUAAUCAGCGGGAUGGACCUCCAACCUCAAAAGCAGCAGUUGACUUACACUUUGCGAGUCAAAGCGUCUCCUUGUGCUCCCACCCCAUCGUACAAAAUUCUUGACCGAGAUAUUUUGGUCAUGUGGGCAGUGGACGGCGAAACGAGUUCUAGUUGUGAUCCCCCAAUGGGCUUCAUCCUUUACUUUAGAGCUCUCGGUUCAAUACUGGACUGGAAGAAAAUCAUUUUUCAACCCGGAGCCCGAAACUACACUCUCAAGGCAACAUGCGGCUCAAUUUUGAACAUGUACAUGGUAGGAUUCAAUGAGGUCGGAAUGUCGGUCGACACGCAUUUAAUGAGCGUGGUCGUCUCCCAUUCAAUCGCCCCAUUCCCGCACCCCCUCGAACUCCUGGUGGCAAAUAUCACUUCCGUGCUCCUCAAUCUCUACCCCCUCAACGCCAACAUCACCUUCUGUCCCGUGGAAAAGUUCUCCGUGGCUCUCAAAGAAUGGCGGUCGUCGGAGUGGUUACCAGGAAAAGAUGUUAAGAUUCAGUUCCGGAACGAAUAUACAAUCGACGGUCUGAAACCCAAAACUCCUUAUGAGAUUACGAUCACCACUUUUGGCUAUUCCACAUCUCGCUCCACUACACUGACUUUCACUACACUUACGCUUUUCGGUGAUAAUCCAUCCCUUGAUGUUCUGAGUAAGCACAAAGUGACGAGCGAGUACUCCCCCCUGUACAACAACCUCACGUUGAUACUUCCUACCGUACUGUCCAUCGUCGCAAUCCUUGCGUCCAGCAUCGCAAUCAUAAUUUACUGCAAAACCAGAGGGCGACAACCCCCUACUUUGGAGACGAACUGUGUUAUAAAACAACCCAAUGAUGUAAAUUACGGAUAUUUACAACAACAAAGGAAAAAUCUAUCGGCAGAGGAACAAUUUUAUUCCGGGCUUCCGUGCCCUACGCCUGGAUUGGAUGAUAUUUCACCGUAUGCAACCUUUCAAAUAUCCGACCCCAAGAAAUUCCACGAGGAAACUUUUAGUCAAGAGAUAGUUGUGGCAAAGUUUCACCCGGCGACAAAGUUCCCCAGGGGGUCCCAUGACAAAUGGAUGGACAGAGAUUCCAGACAAAUGCAGGAUUCCGAGGAUUCAGAGAGUGAAAAUGCACAAAGAUACUCUGUAAUUCCUGUUCAAAAAUCUCGUCUUGGUAAUCUUUACCAAAUCAACCCUCCUUCUCAACCGCCACCUCUCCCAUAUCAAUCCAUGGGAUAUCAGAAGAACCAUCACCAGAUCCCCAUCGAUAACUCUGACUUAGAAAACGGCGACAGCUCCUCGUCUUCUUCAGCCGGAGAUCCGUCAAGAACGACGAUGGAUAGGCGAACUGCCAAAAAAGAUAGAAAUGUCAACACGAACAAAAAGUCAGCCCGAGAAAUGAGCAAACCUCACAAAAUGAAAGAGUCAGGUUCCUCUACCAACCUCCGAAGAAAUAAACGGAGAUCAACCAGCUCGGAUUAUUCGAUAGCUAUAUUCGAUCGUCUCAAGUAAGUGAAUGGAAAUUUAAUAUUAUUAUGAAACAUUAACUAGCUUUUCCAUAUGCUAUUGUUUGUUAAUGGGAAUUUUCUUAUGAACUGUGAUAUAAGGUACCAGCAUAUUUUAAAUGUAUGUACAUGAAUGCAUUUAUACUCUGAAAUUUGUUAUUGUGCUGUUAUGAAAUGGAACAAAUUUGUGAAUUAUAACAAUAAAUUUUAUUAUCAUUGACAAAUAA